AUGGCUUCACGAUUUCCGCGACAACGUGAUCCCCGCGCCUCUCUCUUCGAUCAAUACGGUGGCGACUCCCGCCAGCCCAGCAGAUCCCCAGCUCCAACAGGCGGGUAUGGAUAUGGAGGCUAUUCCAGUCCAGCGCCUAAUGGCUUUUCAAACAACGGUGCAGCUGGGAGAGGAUACCAGAAUGCAUCGCCCAAUAAGAAAGGACAUUACUCUGACGCAGUACUCUCAUCACUCGAAUCACAAAACGAUACCGAAGUCGAAGGCAUCAGCGCCAAGGUCAAGAUGCUGAAGGAUUCUAACCCGAUGGUUCAGAUCACACUUGCAAUUGGCGAUGAAAUCCGCGACACCACACAUAUGGACGACCUGAACAGCUCAUUUGAAAACACCCGAGUCCGUAUCCGAGGAAACAUGAACCGCAUGCUUCGCAUGGCCGAGAGCACCGGCGUCGGCUGGCGAGUAUGGCUCGGAUUCUUCUGCGCCGUCUUCCUCAUCUUCUUCUAUGUGUGGAUCUUCUGA
Messenger RNA from Penicillium antarcticum, 516 nucleotides. Its product is annotated as SNARE domain- containing protein. Gene Ontology annotation, biological process: endoplasmic reticulum to Golgi vesicle-mediated transport. Lineage: Eukaryota; Fungi; Ascomycota; Eurotiomycetes; Eurotiales; Aspergillaceae. The transcript has 4 exons. The record is from RefSeq and is a predicted model, not a curated record. The coding region runs from base 1 to 516 and encodes 171 amino acids.